Symbiodinium sp. CCMP2456 is the source of this 1129-nucleotide messenger RNA. Lineage: Eukaryota; Dinophyceae; Suessiales; Symbiodiniaceae. The record is from the annotation of a GenBank genome assembly.
GUACUGGAUCGACAAGCAUCGAGAACUCGACCUGGCGCAGUUCGGCCGGCGAAACAGGAGCCUCUGUGCUCUCCGUCACUCCGCCAUGGCACCAAAGGCGCGGCUGCCCGAUGCGGCCACCGCCUUUCAAGACACGAAUCGCGCCCUGAAGAUCCGGAAGCAUUGGCUGCACUUGAUCUUGACCGGAGAGAAAGUCAUAGAAGUACGAGGGAGCAAAUGCGCUCACCUCGGAAGAGUGACUCUGAUGGAGACCGGCUCUCUCUUGCUUCGUGCUCGAGUGACGAUCACGGAGUCUCACCGUAUGACGGACGCAGAGAUCCAGGAACAUCACGAAGCAGUUUCGGCACUGAACUAUUCCCAGUACUGGGCUUGGUCUCUGGCCGAUGUGGAAGUUUUGCAGCCACCGAUUGCGGUGCCGUCCAUCGUCGCCCGCGGCUCCGCGCGAUCUUGCAAGACGCUGCGAAAGCAGCAUAGGCGCGGCGGCAAGGAGUCCAAGGUCGAGCUCUACAAUCACUUGGCCAAGAACCUGCUGCGCCCGUUCCCAGAUGCGGCUGGGAACUUUUUGUGGCUGAAGCGAUCUGACAAAGCUCAACGUGAGCAGGAUAUGCUCAAGCCUGCCUACUUGGCGAAAACUCGCGCUGUCGAGAACUGCGAGGCUUUGUCUCGGAUGUCCACCUACUUGUCGGAAGAGGGUGCAACCAUCAGCAACGCCGCCAACUACCUGGGAAAUUCACCGACCGUUGAAAAGCUGGGUCUGGACUUCUUCCAGACACUCGGAAGCCCUUCUGGGCAGAAGUUCGUGAAAGCCUGCGCCUUCUUCGACAAGGACGAUUCAUCCAGCAAAGACGCAGGCAGCGUGGACGGCCACGUCGACGCGUAUAUCGACUUCCUUUCGAGCGACGGUGACACCAAGAUCAAGAAGGCCCGCCGCAUGGUCUUGGCCGGCGCUCGAGCCUACCUGUGUGGAAUGAGCUUUCUCGAGCAGGCGGCACUGGUACGCCACCCAGAAAUUUGGGCCCCGAAAGUCGUGAUGGAAACGCAGCAAGCUUCCGCGCGAGAGUUUCGCAAGAAGCCCACUUGCAAGCGAUUGCGCCAAGUGCUCAAGGACAGUGCGUUGAGCCUGUUGGAG